AUGGAAGGCGUAGGAGCCGAGCAAGCACGUCUAGCCAAGUGUGCAGAUCACACACACGCUGCUGUGUAUGGGAACCAGUCUCCACGAGACUGGAACCAGUCUCCACGAGACUGGAACCAGUCCCCCCGAGACUGGAACCAGUCUCCACGAGACUGGAACCAGUUCCCCCGAGACUGGAACCAGUCCCCCCGAGACUGGAACCAGUCUCCACGAGACUGGAACCAGUCCCCCCGAGACUGGAACCAGUCUCCACGAGACUGGAACCAGUCUCCACGAGACUGGAACCAGUCCCCCCGAGACUGGAACCAGUCUCCACGAGACUGGAACCAGUCCCCCCGAGACUGGAACCAGUCCCCCCGAGACUGGAACCAGUCUCCACGAGACUGGAACCAGUCUCCACGAGACUGGAACCAGUCCCCCCGAGACUGGAACCAGUCCCCCCGAGACUGGAACCAGUCUCCACGAGACUGGAACCAGUUCCCCCGAGACUGGAACCAGUCCCCCCGAGACUGGAACCAGUCACCCAGAGACUGGAACCAGUCCCCCCGAGACUGGAACCAGUCCCCCCGAGACUGGAACCAGUCUCCACGAGACUGGAACCAGUUCCCCCGAGACUGGAACCAGUCCCCCCGAGACUGGAACCAGUCACCCAGAGACUGGAACCAGUCCCCCCGAGACUGGAACCAGUCUCCACGAGACUGGAACCAGUUCCCCCGAGACUGGAACCAGUCCCCCCGAGACUGGAACCAGUCACCCAGAGACUGGAACCAGUCCCCCCGAGACUGGAACCAGUCUCCACGAGACUGGAACCAGUUCCCCCGAGACUGGAACCAGUCCCCCCGAGACUGGAACCAGUCACCCAGAGACUGGAACCAGUCCCCCCGAGACUGGAACCAGUCUCCACGAGACUGGAACCAGUCCCCACGAAACUGGAACCAGUCCCCCCGAGACUGGAACCAGUCUCCACGAGACUGGAACCAGUCUCCACGAGACUGGAACCAGUCCCCACGAAACUGGAACCAGUCCCCCCGAGACUGGAACCAGUCCCCACGAGACUGGAACCAGUCCCCCCGAGACUGGAACCAGUUCCCACGAAACUGGAACCAGUCCCCACGAAACUGGAACCGGUCCCGCAUGACAGAAUUCAGUAUUAUAACACAGAGAACAAGACUGGCAUAUCAAUUCAGACAAGGUCUCCCCCUCAAAAUACCAGUGGAGGAGCGGAAGGACGUAGCGUGGUGUAUCUGGCCUUAUACUGUUUACGACAGCACAGGGGCAGGAACCACGGGUGUCGAAUCAUCACUACGGGGCGCGUUUGACGCCUCCGAAAGGCGGUGGUAG
Procambarus clarkii (red swamp crayfish) is the source of this 1341-nucleotide messenger RNA. Lineage: Eukaryota; Metazoa; Arthropoda; Malacostraca; Decapoda; Cambaridae. The record is from RefSeq and is a predicted model, not a curated record.